GCUGCAGCUGGCGUCCUGGGCCCUGAUGGAGUCCUGGCUGGGCCCUGAGGCUGCUGCUCCCUGCCUGGGCUGGUCAGCCCUGCUGCUUUGGGUCUCACUCCUGAGCUGUUCUGUGUCCUCAUCAGCUCCUCCUUCUCCUCUGGUGCACCAAGUCAGAACCAGAUACAAUUUUGGAAGGACUUUCCUCGGCCUUGAUAAAUGCAAUGCCUGCAUUGGAACAUCUAUUUGCAAGAAGUUUUUUAAAGAAGAAAUAAGGUUUGACAACUGGCUGGCCUCCCACCUUGAACUGCCUCUGGACUACUUGCUUUCUUACCCUGCAAAUUACUCAGAUGAUUCUAAAACCUGGCGUCCCGUGGAGAUCUGCAGGCUGAUCAGCAAACACCAGAAUGAAAUCUCAGACCAGAGAAUCUGUGCAUCUGCAGCAGCCCCAAAAACAUGCAGCAUUGAGCAUGUCUUGAGGAAAACAAGAAGGUUCCAGAAAUGGCUGCAGGCCAAGCGCCUCACACCGGACCUGGUGCAGGGCCUGCCUAGCCCCCUCUUACGCUGCCCCUCACAGCGACUUCUGGACCGUGUGGUUCGGCGCUAUGCUGAGGUGGCUGAUGCCGGUAGCAUCUUCAUGGACCACUUCACGGACCGUGACAAGUUGCGCCUGCUCUACACGUUGGCUGUCAACACGCAUCCCAUCCUCCUACAGAUCUUCCCUGGAGCCGAAGGAUGGCCACUGCCCAAGUACCUGGGGUCCUGUGGACGAUUCCUGGUCAGCACCAGCACCAACCUACUGCAGGAAUUCUAUGGUGCACCCCCAGACCAGGCAGCCGACCUGGCCUACCAGCUCCUCAGGGUCCUGGAGUCUCUGAGGAGCAACGAUUUGAAUUACUUCCUCUACUUCACCCAUGUGGAUGCCACCAUGUUUGGUAUCUUUAACAAUGGGCAUCUGUUCAUCCGGGAUGCUAGUGCCCUGGGUGUCAUCGACAAGCAGGAAGACUGCCAAGCAGCCACUAGGGCAGGAGAGAAUAAAGACAUCUUUAGCUGCCUGGUUACUGGCUGCAACACCGAGCUGCCCUCCUGUGAUACCAUCCCUGAGAAGCAGAGCCUGGUGCUGGUGUGUCAGCAGGUGCUGCCUCAACUUCUCCAGGGAAAGUUCCCCUCUCCAGUGCAGGAGCAGAUAGAUGUCCUUCUGGCUAAGUGUGGAGAGAGUACCCACCCAGACCCUGAAGUUCUAGGGGCUGCCAGCCAGCUGAAGGACAUCUUGAGACCCCUGAGAACCUGUGAUCCCAGAUUUGCCUACCGCUAUCCAGACUGCAAGUAUAAUGAUAAGUUCUAAUGGGCUGGAGCCUGGCUGGCCUCCAGGGACGACAUCCUUGGCUCUCCAUUUCCCAGCUGGGUUGUUGCAAAGUUGAAAGAAGCAGAUGUUUUAGACAUUAGCAGAAAUGCACAUUAAUUUCCCAGGGAAUAAGGAACACUCCAGUGACUGGAGGGCAGUUGUGUGACACAGUGUCAUUGUCUCCACUAGCUGGAACAUCACAAAAGAGCCAGAGGUGGGCAUCAGAAGAUCCAAGUGUGGACACUCACUCAACCUCUGAGCCUCUGUUUCCUCUGUUCUCCACCAGAGUCUCGAAUUAGUGAAAGAAGACAGAGAUGUAAAGGGCCAGGGAAAUAUGCUUCCUACUUUUAGCCCAGGUGGUUAUAAGGUAUGUUCAGAAGUAUACACAGGCAGGAUGAAUGAGGCAGAACAGUGGAGGUCAAGAGGCUGGCGUGAGGGGUGAGGCCCCUGGCCAGUAGCACGUUAGGUUAGACUCAGACAAAAGGGGCCCUUUCCUGCUCCCUCUACCUCUGAGCUAGCUACCUCUGUCACACUCCCCACACCAUGCCAGGAUAAGAAGACCGCAGGCCAAAGGCACAUAUGGAUAAGGACACACCCUGGAUGUCUGGGGCCUCAUACAGGUACAAGUAAAGCACAUCAUGGUGUGGGAAAGAGCCAGAGGUAAGAAGUGGGGGAUGGGCUGGAGGUCAGUGUGUUUAUCCAGAUCCUCUGAGAAGCAAGUAUCAAGACAGGAUAAAACAGUCAAGGAUUGUAUUAAGGAAGGUGCUUGUGUGGAAGGAAAGAAGGAGGGACUCAGAAACAGCUGGAAGAGCCAGCAGGCCAGAUUGCAAGUCUGAGCCCGAAGGUUGAGUAGGAGUAUUCUAGACUGCUUUACACAAUGGAAGGAAGCUUUGGCAAGGUUGUCAGGGUGUCCUUGAGCCAAAGCUAGCCAUUAGAUGAGCAACAAGUAUCCAAUAAUGGGCAUCCCUUAUGCCUCUGCUGCAGGGAACAGCCCAGGGAAAGCAUGGCAUCAGCCCAACCACAAAGAUGUAUUUUGAAGCUCAGUACAGGGCACCUAGCCAGUUCCAUUCCCUGGAACAAGAGGUCUGUAAGCAGACCAUUCUCAUUGUAGCCAUAGCUGGACCCAGGCCAGCUUUCUCCACUUUGUAGCCUCCAAUGUAGGACUCUAAGGAGUCUGAGAAUUUUCAUUGAAACUUGACCUUACAGGUUAUUAUAGAAUUUUUUUCAAGGUCAGCAACAAAACAUAUUUUACCAAGUGUUUGUUAGUUUGCUUUGUGGCUUUUAAAUAUUUAGCCGUGUGGUAUGUGGGCCUCCACAUAUGUUUUUGCCCUGGCCCCACAGACAUUAGUGGUGAGCUCUUUGAACCUUUGCCCAGCCUCCCUGCCAGCCCUGUCCCCCACAAGGACUUCUUAGUUAACCUCUCUUUUCUACCUCUGAAUAACCACCUUUAGGUUAGAAGGCCUGGCUUAACAGGCUUCACAGUGCAGACAUAGAAACAGAGGCCCAGGGAUGAAGAGUGACUUGCUGGGAUAGUUCAGAACCCUUGCUACCAAUCCAUGCUUUUCUUGCAUUCCCCUUCAGCCUCUGCUUCUUACCCUGGCCUACCUAAUUCUGGUCCUUUCACUCACAUUUAAAGUUGGGCCAACAAAAGUCCUAUUUUAUGGCAAAUAAGUUGCUUGAGGGGUUUGCCUUUGACUGCUCCAGGCACUAUCCCUGGGGCAGCCAUGACAGUGAAGGUGACAGGCCAAGCUUCUGGAAGGGCAGGGUCAGGCAGGCUGAGAGUCUGAGACAGUUGCCUUCUAGCCUGGUCAGAAUGAUAAGGAUUUAUAACCCUUUCCAACACCUUACUUUCAGCCCAGUGAAACUGAUCUUAGACUUCUGGCCUUCAGAACUGUGACAGAAUAAAAGCCUAUUGCUUCAGACCA
Molecule: messenger RNA, 3249 nt
Organism: Phyllostomus hastatus (greater spear-nosed bat)
Lineage: Eukaryota; Metazoa; Chordata; Mammalia; Chiroptera; Phyllostomidae
Gene: DIPK2B
Product: divergent protein kinase domain 2B
Exons: 5
Coding region: 26-1324 (432 amino acids)
Source: RefSeq, a predicted model, not a curated record